AAUUGGCGGUUAGCCCCUUAACACGACGAGAGGAAUAGGGUUCUGCGGUGCGCCGCCGCCGUCGCCGUCGCCCGCCGGACCAAGAAGAAAUCUCGCUCUCAACGUAGGCGAGCGGCAUGAAGAGCUUCCCGGUGUCCGGAGGCCGCAGCGUCUCCCUCACCCUCUUCUCGGAUGUCUCCAACAGCCGGGAGCUCCUCGACUUGAUGCAGUCAGGGAAGCUGGAACCGGAGGUUGCUUUCCUCAACGCAUCGCUGGUGCCGGAUGUGUUCCCCGUUCUUGCGGCGGCGCACAAGGCGCUGCUGUCGAAGGCGAGGGAGUCACUGACCACAAGAACUCUGCACUCCGAGCUCGUCUACAACUACUCCGGAUCGAAGCAUAUAACGGAGUCCCUGAAGCGAUGUGGCAUAUCUGAUGACACGACAUACAUCCUUGCUGCUCGUUUUGAUGCUUCCGACGAGGAGAUGAAAGCAGUGAAGAAACUCAUCCGUGGCACUAAGAUUGAUCUAGCAGCAUUGGAAACAAGAGCAAACCAGCCACAGAUCCUGAAGCACUAUAAAAUAACUCCCCAAGAACUAUCAAUAUCUACACUUCCCGACGCAAUUGUAUGCAGGAUUGCUGCUCGUGAUGCCCUCUGAAGUCUCAACAAUCAUCAUACUUCUGCCACUGCUGCAGAUUGAACUCUCAGCACCUUGUCUUUCAUAGUUAAGCUUUGUAGUUUCGAGAUGUUGUAGCUCUAAACCACAUGUAUGAUAGCACAGCAACAGUCGAAUAACUCUAAUGUCCAACUUAUUCACAUUUCCUGCAAGUAACCUGGAAGCAUAUUGUGCUGUUGAAUGAGAAUAUAUUUUUCAGUGGCAUCA
Molecule: messenger RNA, 860 nt
Organism: Phragmites australis (common reed)
Lineage: Eukaryota; Viridiplantae; Streptophyta; Magnoliopsida; Poales; Poaceae
Exons: 6
Coding region: 117-635 (172 amino acids)
Biological process (GO): telomere maintenance via recombination; tRNA threonylcarbamoyladenosine modification
Cellular component (GO): EKC/KEOPS complex; nucleus; cytosol
Source: RefSeq, a predicted model, not a curated record